Messenger RNA from Myxocyprinus asiaticus (Chinese sucker), 3328 nucleotides. Its product is annotated as polyunsaturated fatty acid 5-lipoxygenase-like. Gene Ontology annotation, molecular function: protein binding; arachidonate 15-lipoxygenase activity; arachidonate 12(S)-lipoxygenase activity. Gene Ontology annotation, biological process: lipid oxidation; linoleic acid metabolic process. Bases 260 to 2272 code for a protein of 670 amino acids. NCBI's taxonomy places the organism in Eukaryota, Metazoa, Chordata, Actinopteri, Cypriniformes, Catostomidae. The transcript is spliced from 15 exons. The record is from RefSeq and is a predicted model, not a curated record.
AGGAGACCAGUGGAGACUUGACAUUUCAGUGCAAAUAUCUGUCUGAUGUGUUGAAACAGGGCAGAAGCUUGCAGUUCUGCUCAAUAUUCUGUGUGCAAAAGAGUGACAUGAAAGGAGGAAAUUGAAGCUGCUUAAGAUAAAGAUAAAGUGAACAGCUGAAUAAGAAAGAGGUAAGAAUAACUGCAGCACAGAGGAAAGUCUAAAAGCAGAGAAGAAGAAGGGACAACCGAACAAAGUAUCAGCUUUUGACAACAAAAAGAUGGAGUACAAAGUGACGGUGGCCACAGGUACCUCAGAAUAUUCAGGAACCAAUAACUAUAUCUUUGUGACUCUGGUUGGGGAAAAAGGAGAGAGUGAGAGAACAGUGCUGGACAAUCCAGGCUUAGACUUCCGUAGAGGAGCGGUGGAUGAUUACAUAGUCAGAAGUGCUGCUGAUUUGGGUCGCCUGAUACUGGUGCGACUGGAGAAGCAAAAGUACUGGGUGGAGGAUAACUGGUUCUGCCGUUACGUGAAAGUCAGUAUACCUGGUGAAAGAUGCAUCCAUACUUUCCCCUGUUACCGCUGGCUAGUGGGAGAUGGAGUGGUGGUAGAGCUAAGAGAAGGCACAGCUAAAAAGCUUAGUGAGGACUCCUUGCCACAAGAGAUAGCUCACAGAAAGGCUGAGCUUCAGGAGAGGCAGAAAACAUACAGAUGGCUUGCAUGGGCUCCUAGGAUUCCAAAAUGCAUUGAUUCCAAGUCAGAGGCAGACCUCCCCCAGGAUGACCGCUUCGACAAUGAGAAGCGCAGUGACUUUGUGCGAUCUCUGCACUAUGCACUUUUGGAGCUCUCGCUGAAAAAACUGGCAAUCAAGUUUGGAAAGUCCUGGGAUGACCUGGACGACUUCAAACGGAUCUUCUGGAAGUUAAGAAGCCCUAUAGCUGAAUACGCCAUGGAGCACUGGAGAGAAGAUAGAUUUUUUGGUUACCAAUUCCUCAAUGGCUCAAAUCCACGGAUGAUUAAGAGGUGCAGAGAGAUGCCCUCUAAUUUCCCUGUCUCUGGAGACAUGGUGCAGUCCUCUCUGAUUCCAACAACCACUCUGAAGGAGGAACUCAAGAAAGGGAAUGUAUUCCUGGUUGAUUAUGCUAUAUUGGAUGGGAUUCCUGCCAAUGUAAUCAGAGACCAGAAGCAGCACAUAGCUGCCCCACUCUGCUUACUGUAUGAGCACCCUGAAAAUGGCCUCAUUCCCAUUGCUAUACAGCUUGAGCAGAAACCUGAUAAGGACACACCUAUAUUCCUUCCUAGCGACCCACCACUUGCCUGGUUAUUGGCUAAGAUAUGGGUUCGUCACGCUGAGUUCCAGAUCUUUCAAGUGUUAUCACAUCUGCUACGCACACACUUAAUGGUCGAAGUGAUCUGUGUGGCCACACUGCGACAACUGCCUGCUGUUCACCCUAUAUAUAAGCUGUUGACUCCCCACCUGAGGUAUACACUUGAGAUUAACUGUCGUGGCAGAACACAGCUCAUCUCACCAGAUGGCAUCUUCAAAAGGGUGGUAUCAACAGGUGGAGAUGGACUCUUGAUUCUGGCACAGAGGGAGUAUGAAGUACUGACCUAUCACUCCCUGCAGCCUAAAUUAGACUUCUUGGACAGAGGGGUUACUAAACUGAGUGGCUAUUUCUACAGGGACCAUGCCCUUAUGCUGUGGGAUGUGAUUCAAAACUUUGUUUCAGGAAUAGUUUCCGUGUACUACAAGAGUGAUAGCGAAGUGGAAAAGGAUGCAGAACUUCAGGCUUGGAUUAAGGAUGUGGUUAUGGAAGGCUUUGUGGAUGUGCCUCAUUUUGGUUUAGCCAGUGAGCUAAAGAGCAAAGAAGAGCUAAUCACCCUGUUGAGUGUGGUGAUCUUCACCAGCACAGCACAACAUGCAGCCACCAACAACGGACAGUUUGAUUGGUGCGCAUGGGUACCCAAUACUCCCUGCACCAUGCGGCAGCCCCCACCAAGAGAUAAGGAUGCUGUUACCAUGGGCCUGAUCAUGGACACACUCCCUGAUAUCAGCCAGUCCUGUGUUCAGAUGGCCAUCACAUGGCAUUUGGGCCGGGCACAGCCAGAUGCAAUCCCAAUGGGGCAGUAUGUGGAACAGUACUUUACUGAGCCUGCUGCUUUGAAGAUGAUAGACAAAUUCAGAAAGGAGCUGAAAGUAUUGGAGGAACACAUAAUGUCUGAGAAUGAGGGACUAGAACUACAGUACCUUUAUUUGUGUCCAAGCCGCAUAGAAAACAGCAUCACCAUUUAGAGAAAAAUGUCUUUUGGCAUACACUUGGCUCUUGAUGUGUGAUUACAAAAAUCCAAUGAGGUGAACUAAUAAAGUAAAAAUCAGUGUUGCUGCAAUUCCUCUAUACUAAAUUUUCAACAGGAAAUGUAAGCUGUCUGUUGCAUUUCCCCUAAACAUCUUAAUAUUUACUUAAAAAUAAAUCUGGGGAGAAUUAUCACAUUAGUGGAUUUUAUUUAUCUUUUUGAAAAUGUCACAAGCAAAAUAGGAUAUUCAGGAUAUUUGAAAGUCCAGUGGUUCGACUGAUAAUCUUCUGUGAAGCAGAUGAACACACAUGCAUAUAAAACCAAGAGUAACUUGCCAAGACAUAGCCGAGACCAACAGCUUUAUCAGGAGUUUUGAGUAGGCAGAAAUAGUUUGGUAUUCUUUUGUAAAUAUUCGUUUUUCCUUAAUAUGGUUUUCCCAUUAAUAUUUCUUGAUUGUUUAGUUUGUUACCUUUCUGAAAACAUUUAUCAGCAUCGAAAGCCUGAGCUGUUUCAUUCAUUUUAGUAAACUAUUUAUUUUACUUCUGAAAUGAGGAAAAGAGAAAGAGAUAUUUGUUUUUAUAAAGAUUUUCAACAGUGAUGGUAAAAUUCAUUAAAUGAAUGCAUUCAGCUUUAUGAAAUGCAGAUCAUUUAUAAAGUUGAUAGAGUUCAGUCUUUUUCCAGACGAAAGAGUGACGUGUUACAGCCAUCAGUGUACAUAGCAGCUAUAGGAAAAACAUGCUGACUUUGAUACAUUAUGAACUCCCUGUACAUAAUGUAUAAUUAAAUAUAGAAAAAUGUUCUAAUACCAACCAUUUUUUUCCUGUUUCAAAUCUUUCUUUAUAACUAACUAGAGGCCCUUUAAAAUGUUCUGGUCUGAAAGAUGGCUCACAAUUAUACAAAAUGUACUCUACAGUUGUAUAGGCAAAAUCUUGAAUCAUUUAUUGUGAAAACAGAACCAAAGUGAUCAUGUGAAAUUCCAUUCAAUGUAAAAUGUGUGUGCUGAAUGAUCUAUAUUUGAUGUGUGGAAGUAUAAAUAAAAUCACAAUGAAAACAA